Diorhabda sublineata is the source of this 2242-nucleotide messenger RNA. It is a transcript of the gene Alg14, whose product is annotated as UDP-N-acetylglucosamine transferase subunit ALG14 homolog. The coding region runs from base 427 to 1092 and encodes 221 amino acids. Gene Ontology annotation, cellular component: UDP-N-acetylglucosamine transferase complex. The transcript is spliced from 2 exons. Gene Ontology annotation, biological process: dolichol-linked oligosaccharide biosynthetic process. The record is from RefSeq and is a predicted model, not a curated record. Lineage: Eukaryota; Metazoa; Arthropoda; Insecta; Coleoptera; Chrysomelidae.
GCUAUCAACCAAGGCACAACCGAUAGUCAAGCCGGUUCGAACAUAAAACAGAAUCAUUCAUAUAACGGUAAUAGCCUUGUUGGAACACGUAAUCUCUAUUGUGCAGAAUCGUCACCGUACCAAGGACGGUUUUUUGAUGGGUUGUAACAAGAUUAUAUACAUCUACUUUCCACAUUGGUUACAAAUCGCUUAAAUAGGUGGAUGAAAAAAUGAACUAACGCUGUAGUUCUUUUGCAAUUUCCCUAAUAGAGAAACACAGACGAUUUCAGUUUUUGGUAUAAUGAAAUAGUGUAUUCUCCUGAUAAGAAUAAUUUAUUAAAAGCAUUGACGAUCAGUUUAUAUAGCUGAUAAACCUAUUAGCAAAGAAAAAAGUAUAUCUAAUUUAAAUACAAUAUUUUUUAAAUGUUUUCACUAAAUCAGUACUAAAUGGAGACACAACUUAAGGUGGAACUUUGCAUCUUAUUUAUAAUAUUGGUAAUUGCAAGACUACUCUUUUUAAUUCACAAAAUUACAACAGGUCACAGCAAAUAUGCUUCUAAUAAGAGAAUAGAACCUUGUAAAACAAUAAUAUGUAUUGGAUCUGGGGGGCACACAACUGAAAUGAUAUCUUUAUUAUCUACAUUAGAUUUCAGGAAGUAUUCUCCUAGAUACUAUAUUAUUGCUACAACUGACACUACUAGUUUAACAAAAGUUGAAUCACUUGAAACAAGUAAAUCUACACAACUUAGGGAGAAGGAUUAUUUCAUUAAAAAAAUUCCGAGAAGCAGAGUUGUACAGCAAUCAUACUUUACUUCAAUUUUCACAACAAUAUUUUCAAUACUCUAUAGCAUUCCACUUGUAUUAAAAAUUAGGCCUGAUCUUGUAUUGUGUAAUGGCCCUGGUACUUGUAUUCCUAUAUGUGUUAUAGGAUUUCUGCUCAAAUCUUUUUUUAUUACUGAUACCAAGAUCGUUUUUAUCGAAAGUUUUUGUCGAACAAAAACAUUAUCUUUAACUGGUAAAAUUUUAGUUUAUUUAGCCGAUAAUUUCAUAGUUCAGUGGCCAAAUUUGAGAAAAAAGCUGAAAAGAGCUGAUUACAUUGGUCAGUUAAUGUAAAAAAUUAUGGAUGCCUAAGAAGUACCUAAUAAAUUUCAGUUUUUUUUUUGAAAGAAUAUUCUGGAACUGAUUGACAUAAUAGUUCUAUUUGAACAUUUCUAACUGAAGAAUAUUUUCUUAUUCAUACCAUGCCACUAAAUUAACAUAUUCUAAAAAUGGAAAGAAAUCUUUAUAAUUACUUUCAAACGGAUGCCAAUGAGGCAAAAGGAUUAUUAUAUAGCUAGAAUCUUGUAAACAAUUAUGAUACAUUAUUUAAUCCUGUGUAUUGCCUCUCCUUUCUUAGAUUACUAUUUCACAUCCUCAGUGCAUCAUGUUUCUAAUUGUAUCUUGAUCUUUCUGAUCCCAUAUCUUUUCAAACUUUCAUGAAAGGUUACUUAGGCUUCCAGGUCAAGGCAGUAACAAUAUAAACCUACAAUCCUUGUCAUCUUGCAAGUGUUCAAUCAGGACUUCUUGUGGACUAAGUUAUAGUUGCAAUUACCACUUCCUCUAGGUAAUAAUUCUGUACCACUCUAGCCAUAAGCAGGAGUCCAUCUGUUAUGUGUCCAGCAGAUGGGAGAUGAACUCUCAAUUAAAACUACCUCUGCGCUAGCCUCAAAUAAAUGCCAGCCCAAUUCGUGACACAUCUCCUAUAAUAACAUAAUAUUCCAAUAAUUUUUUAUUAGAGAUAUUACUCUCCAGGAUGUCGAUAGAUUAACAUGGGGAGGUUGCUUCACAAGUUUUGAUGUUCUUGAGCAAAUUGAGGAUAUAGCCUUCGAUGAUCUGGAGUUAAAAGAGAGUCAGUUUCUGUUCAAUGUGGUGUAAGUUUGACUUCUAUCAACUUCCUUUGCACUGUAUCUUGACUAAAUUGUUACUUAUACCUACAGGAUAAUUAUUUCUGUACUGCUUGUAACAAAGAUAUUUGCAUAAUGAAUUAUAAAUAUUAACAAACUGUGAAAUUUUGUUGAAUAAUAAAACGGUCUCUGUGUAUUAAUUUUUUUGUAAAUUUCAUUUGCAUAUGGAAAUAAUUGAAAUGAAUAGGCAUACAUUAGAUUAUUGGUUUGGAUUAAUUUACAAUACACCUUUGAAGCUGCCUUCUAAGGUAUAAACCUGGCUUUUGACAAAAUCUGCCACCGGUACCUGCUGUAUAAACUAAUAAAAAAGAACUACCUUA